Hyla sarda is the source of this 5771-nucleotide messenger RNA. Its product is annotated as inactive phospholipase C-like protein 2. NCBI's taxonomy places the organism in Eukaryota, Metazoa, Chordata, Amphibia, Anura, Hylidae. Bases 2036 to 5332 code for a protein of 1098 amino acids. Gene Ontology annotation, biological process: intracellular signal transduction; lipid metabolic process. Gene Ontology annotation, molecular function: phosphatidylinositol-4,5-bisphosphate phospholipase C activity. The record is from RefSeq and is a predicted model, not a curated record. The transcript has 6 exons.
AAAGAUCCCGACUGACCCUACAGCAUAGAUCCCUACUACAGCACAGGUCCCUACUGAUUCUACUGCAGCAGAGAUUUAUACUAAUCCUACAGCACAGAUCCUACUACAGAAAAGAUCUUGACUGACCCUACAGCACGAAUCCCUUCUGUUCCUCAAGCACAGAUCCUACAGCACAGAUCCCUACUGAUCCGACAGCAAAGAUCCCAACUACAGCACAGAUCCCUACUGUUUCUACUGCAGAAGAGAUUUAUGCUUAUUUUACAGCACUGAUCCCUACUACCCUACUUCAGCACAUAUCCCUACUGAUCAUUUAACAGCAGAUAGCCAUACUUUUCAAACAGCACAGAUCCCAUACUGACCCUGCUGCACAGAUCCUAGUAAUCUGUAGACCUGUGGCAGACACCUACUGACUUUACAGAUCCCUACUGACACUGCAGCAUAGAUCCCCAGACCUUUUCUCUCAUCCUGCAGCACAGAUCCCUAGUAAUCCACAGACCUUGUAGCACAGAUCUCUACCAAUCCACUGACCCCUCAGCCUUCAGCACAGAUCCCUAGUAAUCCACAUACCCUGCAGCACAGAUCCCUACUAAUCCACUGACCCUUCAGCACAGAUCCCUACUAAUCCACUGACCCUUCAGCACAGAUCCCUACUAAUCCACUGACUCUGCAGCACAGAUCCCUUACUAAUCCACUGACCCUGCAGCACAGAUCCCUACUAAUCCACUGACUCUGCAGCACAGAUCCCUUACUAAUCCACUGACUCUGCAGCACAGAUCCCUACUAAUCCACUGACCCUUCAGCACAGAUCCCUACUAAUCCACUGACCCUGCAGCACAGAUCCCUACUAAUCCACUGACCCUGCAGCACAGAUCCCUUACUAAUCCACUGACCCUGCAGCACAGAUCCCUACUAAUCCACUGACCCUGCAGCACAGAUCCCUACUAAUCCACUGACCCCGCAGCACAGAUCCCUAGUAAUCCAUAUACCCUGCAGCACAGAUCCCUUACUAAUCCGCUGACCCUGCAGCACAGAUCCCUUACUAAUCCACUGACCCUUCAGCACAGAUCCCUACUAAUCCACUGACCCUGCAGUACAGAUCCCUACUAAUCCACUGACCCCGCAGCACAGAUCCCUACUAAUCCACUGACCCUGCAGCACAGAUCCCUACUAAUCCACUGACCCUGCAGCACAGAUCCCUACUAAUCCACUGACCCCGCAGCACAGAUCCCUAGUAAUCCAUAUACCCUGCAGCACAGAUCCCUUACUAAUCCGCUGACCCUGCAGCACAGAUCCCUUACUAAUCCACUGACCCUUCAGCACAGAUCCCUACUAAUCCACUGACCCUGCAGCACAGAUCCCUACUAAUCCACUGACCCUGCAGCACAGAUCCCUACUAAUCCACUGACCCUGCAGCACAGAUCCCUACUAAUCCACUGACCCCGCAGCACAGAUCCCUAGUAAUCCAUAUACCCUGCAGCACAGAUCCCUUACUAAUCCGCUGACCCUGCAGCACAGAUCCCUUACUAAUCCACUGACCCUUCAGCACAGAUCCCUACUAAUCCACUGACCCUGCAGCACAGAUCCCUACUAAUCCACUGACCCUGCAGCACAGAUCCCUACUAAUCCACUGACCCUGCAGCACAGAUCCCUACUAAUCCACUGACCUCCAGCUCUCUGCACCCCUGAAGCCCCCCUAACUCAGCACCUCCACCACAGGACAGACCCCCCCCCCCCCCGGCAGUAAUUCUGCAGUACUGAUCCCCCUGAUCGCUGAUCCUGACUGUGAUUCCUCAGCACAUUCACCCUGCAGCACAGUCAUCCAUGGCAUAGGUCCAGAUGCCAGCGGACUUCUCAGGUACCCGGCUCCCCUCUCAGGAUCCAGCAGGAUGCAGAUAGGCUGAGGACCCCACCACCCCCCAUCCAGUCCCUUUUCCUCAUGUAGGCAGUGUCAGUGUGUUUACACAUCCAGCAGUUCAUUUCCUCCGGAGCAGCAUGCCAGGCUGAGGCACCCCCCCCCCCCCCAGUCCUCCUCAAUAUGGCAGAUGGACGGGACCCUGCAUCCUGUGCUGCUGCGGCUGCUGUGGUGGGACUUCUGGGGGUGCAGGACGAAGGCACCCUAACCUCAGGGGGGCUGCACGUACCUGGCGGAGGAGAGGAGAUGAUGGUGCUGAAUGGAGGAUGCUCAGAGGACAGUCCACAGUCUGGGAGGAGCAGCAGGGACCACUCAGGAGAAAGAGGACAGGGGACCAUGAGGACCACCGGGAUCAUGAAGGAUGGAUCCCGUCAGAAGCAGAAGAAGACGGUUUCAUUCAGCACAAUGCCCAACAACCGCAAAAUCAACAGCACCGCCGCCUGCAUCUCCUUCAUGAUGGAAGGGUGCGAAAUGAAGAAAGUGCGCUCCAACUCCAGGAUGUACAAUCGCUUUUUCCUGUUAGAUCCCGAUAUGCGUUUCCUGCGAUGGGAGCCUUCCAAAAAAGAUUCGGAGAAAGCCAAACUGGAGAUCAAGACGAUCCGUGAGGUCCGAGUAGGAAAGAAGACUCCAGUUUUGCGAAGCAACGGGCUGUCCGACCAGUUUCCCGAAGAAUGUGCCUUUUCUAUAAUUUACGGGGAGAACUAUGAAUCUUUAGAUCUUGUUGCCAGCACCGCUGAGGUGGUCAAUACGUGGGUGAUGGGGCUCAGGUAUUUGGUUUCUUAUGGAAAGCACACCCCGGAUGUCCUAGGAGCCAAUCAAACCAGUCUGAGGACUCUGUGGAUCUCUUCUCUUUUCGAGAUAGCAGAUAUAGAGAAGGGAGGACAGAUUCCUUUGUCUCGAGCGAUUCAGCUCAUCAAGGGGCUUAACCCAGGUAUGAAGACCUCAACGGUGGAACUAAAGUUUAAGGAACUGCAGAAAGUCAGUGAAAAAUAUGGGGGUAACAUUACUUGUGAUGGGUUUGUGGAAGCAUACUGUGAACUGUGUACCAGGCCGGAGGUCUUCUUUUUACUAGUGCAAUUUUCUAGCAAUAAAGAGUAUUUGGACUUAAAAGAUCUCAUGAUCUUCAUGGAGGUGGAACAAGGCAUGGAAGAGGUCAACGAGAACACGUCUCUCGAAAUCAUCAAUAAAUAUGAACCUUCCAAAGAAGGACGUGAAAAGGGUUACCUUACAAUUGAUGGCUUCACUCACUAUCUCCUUUCUCCAGACUGUAAUAUCUUUGAUCCCCACCAUAAAGAGGUUUGUCAAGACAUGACCAGACCCUUAUCCCAUUACUACAUAAAUUCUGCUCAUAGUGCGUGUCAGAUGGAAGACCACUACUGGGGAACUCUAGACAUUAGUGGGUAUAUACAUGCCCUUAAAAUGGGUUGCCGCAGCAUUGAACUUGUUGUCUGGGAUGGCCCCGAUAAUGAGCCUCUUAUAUACCUUGGACUGUCUGUGGUAUCACAGGUGGCUUUUCGUAGUGUCAUAAGUGUCAUAGACAAGUAUGCAUUUGAAGCAUCAGACUACCCCCUGAUUCUUUGCUUGGUGCUCCAUUGCUCAGUUCGACAACAACGGAUCAUGGCACAGUGCUUGAAGAAGGUUCUUGGGGACAAAGUUUAUAAAGAGCCACCUAGUAUGGAUGAAAACUACUUGCCAUCCCCAGAACAACUUAAAGGAAAGAUCUUAAUAAAGGGUAAAAAGCUGCCCCCAGAUAACUAUGACUCCGAAGGAGAUGUAACUGAUGAAGAUGAAGGGAUGGAGAUAGCCAGAAGAUUGGCGCAUGAUGGCAGAGAACAUGUCAAUGGAACUGGCCUCCGAAAGCUGCGCCUUUGCAAAGAACUUUCAGAUCUAGUAAGCUUGUGCCAGUCUGUACGGUUUAAGGACUUUGAAACAUCCAAAAGGAGCCAAAAAUACUGGCAAGUGUGCUCUUUCACUGAAGUGACUGCCAGUCGAUUUGCCAAUGAGUACCCCGAAGAAUUUGUGAAGUACAACAAAAAGUUCCUUUCGAGGGUCUACCCAAGCUCAAUGAGAAUAGAUUCUAGCAAUAUGAACCCUCAAGAUUUCUGGAAAUGUGGUUGUCAAAUUGUGGCCAUGAACUACCAAACCCCAGGACUCAUGAUGGACCUCAACACUGGGUGGUUCCGCCAGAAUGGAAACUGUGGCUACGUCCUGCGCCCAUCAAUAAUGAGGGAGGAAGUCUCGUAUUUCAGUGCGAAUGCUAAGGAUUCCUUACCUGGCGUCUCGGCGCAACUCCUCCACCUCAAAAUAAUAAGCGGUCAGAACCUCCCGAAACCUAAAGGGUCAGGGGCAAAAGGAGAUGUGGUGGAACCAUACGUGUAUGUAGAGAUACACGGAAUACCAGCUGACUGUGCAGAACACCGAACGAAGACCGUAACCCAAAACGGAGACAAUCCCAUCUUCGACGAGAGCUUUGAAUUUCACAUAAAUCUUCCAGAGCUGGCGAUCCUAAGGUUUGUGGUUCUCGAUGAUGACUAUAUCGGGGAUGAGUUCAUAGCCCAAUAUACGAUCCCCUUUGAGUGUCUGCAGACUGGCUUUAGACAUGUGCCAUUACAGUCCCUGACUGGGGAGUUUCUCCAGAACACGACCUUGUUUGUACACAUCGCCAUUACCAACCGGCGAGGUGGCGGGAAGGCUCACAAAAGGGGACUGUCUGUGCGCAAGGGAAAAAAGGUGCGGGAAUACACUUCAACUAAGACGACCGGCAUCAAAGCCAUAGAUGAAGUAUUCAGGAUGGCCACUCAAGCUCUGCGGGAGGCUACUGAUCUUCGGGAGAACGUCCAGAACGCGUUGGUGUCUUUCAAAGAGCUUUGCGGCCUGACCCCGGCGGCCAACAUGAAACAGUGUAUACUCACCCUGUCAGCAUGGCUCCUCAACAGCGAUAGUCCGCUCACUGUGACCCUCAACCUUCGCUCCCAAUAUCCGCUCCUGGAGGCUCAAGGCCCUGUGCCAGAUCUCCUAAAAAAAGUUCUCACCUCAUACGAGGCGUUCAUACAGGCCAGCCGGACGCUGAUCGAGACGUCGGAUGCCGUGUACAGCAAAAUCAUUCAAGUGCAAAAAACAGGGAUGGGAUUUCACGAAGAUCUCCAUCGGAUCGGCGCCAAAGAAGGGCUGAAGGGAAGGAAGCUGCAGAAAGCUAUGGAAAGCUUUGCAUGGAAUAUCACUGUCCUAAAGGGCCAGGCCGACCUCCUCAAACAUGCCAAGAACGAAGCCAUGGACCACGUCCGGCAGAUCCACCAUGCGGGGCUGUCCUGCGGUAUAAGCCGUGCCAGCUCCCACUCCCCCUCCCUGGAUAUCUUCAGGCAGCGGGGGGCACUGGAACCCAUCCCCGAGGCAGAUGGCGGCGCCGGCACCGGCUCAUGAAGACUCUGCAGCCAAGAGAGCAAGAACUUAACCCCUGGCACAGCGGGCCCGUCUGCAGCAUAUUGCCAUGCAUUGUAGAUGUGUCCCAGCAGCUACAGGGUAAAUGUUAGGACCCCCCCCCCCCAUGCCAUACUGACCCUAUAUCUCCCUCUACCACCAUCCCCCGAGACAACUGUGGAACGUUAGACUAGACUUGCUGAUUUCUUUAGGAUGAGUCCGAAGUCCCAGCGUUCCGGAGAGACGUCUGAUGAAAGGGUUACAGAUUAUUUUUGUGCACUUACAGACCAGCCUCACUUUCCCCCCCUAUUUGCACCCUUCCCAAAACAAUGAAUAUUUGGGGUUGGGAGGGGAGAAGUGUAUUGCUACCUCCGUCCACUUUCUCCAUCUCCUCUGUUCAUGUAUUGGAUGAGAUCACAUGUGGUUUAAAUACACUUGUUCA